This is a messenger RNA of Phymastichus coffea, 1226 nucleotides long. RefSeq names its product exosome complex component RRP41 (gene Ski6). The record is from RefSeq and is a predicted model, not a curated record. Gene Ontology annotation, cellular component: nucleolus; nuclear exosome (RNase complex); cytoplasmic exosome (RNase complex). NCBI's taxonomy places the organism in Eukaryota, Metazoa, Arthropoda, Insecta, Hymenoptera, Eulophidae. Bases 286 to 1104 code for a protein of 272 amino acids. The transcript is spliced from 3 exons. Gene Ontology annotation, biological process: U4 snRNA 3'-end processing; nuclear mRNA surveillance; rRNA catabolic process.
UUUUUCACGUGUGCAGUACGUAUGCAGUUCUGAUAAAAUCACCAAAAAACUUAUAUUAAUUUUAAUACAACUUUAAUUGAGAAAUUAGUUCAAUUAAUUUAGCGGUUAUUAAAAAUUUUAUAAUUUAAAAAUAAAUUAAUCUAAUAUUACUCGAAAAAAGUGAUAAUGGAGUUAGGUUAAUUAGCUUGAUAUUAAAUAAGAUUAUAAAUAUAGUGUAUCAAAAUUAAAAAUACAAGUGUUGAGGAUAAAAACAUUGUUUUGUGAAAGUGGAAUUUUUCAUUCACCAUGGAACCAGAAAUUGAUACAACACAAGGUGGUUUAAGAACUGAUGGAAGAAGACCACUCGAGUUAAGGAGAAUUAGAUUACGUUUAGGUGUUUUUAGUCAAGCAGAUGGAAGUGCUUAUUUAGAACAAGGAAAAACGAAGAUUUUAGCAACUGUUUAUGGACCUCACCAGCCUCGAGGUAAAUCUGCUGCUAGUAUUACAAAAGCCACGAAAGGUGUUGUAAAUUGUCAGUUCAGUACAGCUGUAUUUAGUUUUGGAGCUGGAGAAAGGAAAAAGAAGCCAAGAGGUGACAGAAAAUCUCAAGAGAGAUCACUGCAGCUGAGGCAUGCUAUGGAGGCAAUUAUAAAUCUAGAACUUUUCGCCAAAUCACAAAUAGACAUUUUUGUUGAAGUUCUACAAGCAGAUGGAAGUGAAUUUUGUGUAGCAGUUAAUGCUGCAACUCUUGCUUUAAUUGAUGCUGGGAUACCAAUCAAGGAUUAUGCUAUUGGGUGUUCUAUAACAGUGUCAGAUAAUCUCUUCGGAGAUGAUGAUGAAGAAAAACAAGGCACAGGAAUUCUUGAUGCCAAUUGGAUAGAAGAAUGCUCUCCAGGUGUUACCUUAUCAAUUGUAGCACUUCCAAAAAUUGUAGAUGAAACAGAAACUAAAAGUUCUGUGAUAUUGGCUCAUGGUGCUGGCCAAAGGUUGCAUUUGUCAAGGCUUGAACCUUUAAAACUGCGUGCACUUCAAGGUUGCAAAGACAUUAGAAAUAUUAUUGACCAAGCUGUCAAAGAUCAUUUGCAAAUAUUUUCCGUAACUACUGCACUAGACAAACAAGUUUAAUUUUCAAAGCAAUAUUUUUUUACGGACUGGAAAUAUUUCCAAAAAUUUUAUAAUGUACAAACAAAUUUAUAAAAUAAUCACAUUUUUUAUUUAUAAUUUCUUUUUAAUAAACAUGAUUUCAA